This is a messenger RNA of Hippocampus zosterae (dwarf seahorse), 3859 nucleotides long. RefSeq names its product 6-phosphofructo-2-kinase/fructose-2,6-bisphosphatase 1-like. Gene Ontology annotation, molecular function: ATP binding; fructose-2,6-bisphosphate 2-phosphatase activity; 6-phosphofructo-2-kinase activity. The transcript has 14 exons. Gene Ontology annotation, biological process: fructose metabolic process; fructose 2,6-bisphosphate metabolic process. Bases 675 to 2150 code for a protein of 491 amino acids. Gene Ontology annotation, cellular component: 6-phosphofructo-2-kinase/fructose-2,6-biphosphatase complex; cytosol. The record is from RefSeq and is a predicted model, not a curated record. Lineage: Eukaryota; Metazoa; Chordata; Actinopteri; Syngnathiformes; Syngnathidae.
GUUCAAAGGAACUCUUACAACAUAUGCGAAAUCCUCAUUUUUAGGGUUUUCCCUUCAUUAAAAAAAAACAAAACAAAACGGUAGCAACCCCAAAAGUGUGAAAUUCCAGCACCCAACUUGGCAAUGUCAUUUUUCUUCGGCAAGUCAAUCAUGAUUCUAAACUGGUAAAUGGAUUUUCAAUUGUAUAAUGCUUCAUCACUUUUGGUAUUCAGAAAAUGCUCAUGAGUGAGUCCAUGCCGAAACAGAAUUUUACGAGCAACCAAAGUUAUUGUAGUUAAUGAAAACAAAAAAAAACAAACAUUGAAAAUGAAAAACAAAAUGCAUUACGAAAUAAAUUUGAAACAUCCUCAUUAGGGGCGGCCCGGUGUUCCAGUGGUUAGCGCCUCGACCUCACAUGCAGAGGUUCGAUUCCAGCUCCGGCCCCCCUGUGUAGAAUUUGCAUGUUCUCCCCAUCCCUGCGUGGGUUUCCUCCCACAUUCCAAAAACGUGCAUGGCAGGCUGAUUGAACACUCAAAAUUGUCCCUUGGUGUGAGUGUGAGUGUGAGCGUGCGUGGUUGUUCGUCUCUGUGUGCCUCUUGUGGCUGAGCUCUUCCGGCUCGUGUCAUCGUCCAAUCAGCAACGCUCCAUCAUUUGCCAUCAGCCAAACAGAUGCUUGGUUGACUCCGCCCCUUCUCAUGAGAGACUUUAAAAGUCUGCAAUGUCUGCAAACACACACUCACACGCACACAGCCACAGCCAUGUCCCACAGUCAGAGCCCACUCACUCAAACACGACUGGAAAAAACGUGGGUGCCAUGGGUUCCCAACCGACUAAGCAAGCGUCGAGGAUCCUCGGUACCGCAAUUUACCAACUCACCCACCAUGAUAGUUAUGGUGGGACUGCCCGCCCGAGGCAAAACGUACAUCUCCAAGAAACUUACCCGGUACCUCAACUGGAUUGGCGUCACAACCAAAGUGUUCAACGUGGGACAGUACCGUCGUGACGCGACACGCUCCUACAACAGCUUCGAGUUCUUCAAACCUGACAAUGCCGAGGCCAUGAAAAUCCGGAAGGCGUGCGCCAUCGCUGCGCUCAAGGAUGUGUGCGAGUACUUCACCAGCGAGCAGGGCCAAGUGGUGGUUUUCGAUGCCACCAACACGACACCACAACGCAGAGAGCUCAUUCUCAGCUUUGCGAAGGAAAACGGCUACAAGGUUUUCUUUGUGGAAUCCAUCUGUGAUGAUCCAGAGAUCAUUGCUGAAAAUAUUAAGCAAGUGAAGCUGAGCAGUCCCGAUUACAUUGGUUGUGACAAGGACGAGGCUGUAGCUGAUUUUCUGAAGAGGAUUGAAUGUUACAAGUUAACAUAUGUGGCACUGGACGAUAACAAGGACAGAAACUUGUCCUACAUCAAGAUCUUCAACGUGGGCAGCAGAUACCUGGUGAACCACGUGCAGGACCACAUCCAGAGCAGAAUCGUUUACUACCUCAUGAAUAUCCAUGUCACACCACGCUCCAUCUACCUGUGUCGCCACGGCGAGAGUGAGCUUAACCUGGUGGGCCGAAUCGGAGGGGACUCAGGCUUGUCGGCUCGCGGCGCCAAGUUUGCCAGCGCUUUGCAAACCUACGUGCACAAGCAGAGCAUCAGCGAGCUAAAAGUGUGGACCAGCCACAUGAAGAGGACCAUCCAGACAGCUGAAGCUCUGGGCGUCGCCUACGAACAGUGGAAGGCUCUCAAUGAGAUUGACGCUGGUGUGUGUGAGGAGAUGUCCUAUGAAGAAAUUCAGGAGAAUUAUCCUGAAGAGUUUGCACUACGAGACCAAGACAAGUAUCGCUACCGCUAUCCAAAGGGAGAGUCUUACGAGGACCUGGUCCAGCGUCUGGAGCCCGUCAUCAUGGAGCUGGAGAGGCAGGAGAACGUGUUGGUCAUCUGCCACCAGGCUGUCAUGAGAUGUUUGCUGGCAUACUUCCUGGACAAAAGUGCAGUGGAACUGCCCUACCUCAAGUGUCCCCUUCACACGGUCCUCAAACUCACCCCAGUUGCCUACGGAUGUAAAGUGGAGUCGGUCUUCUUGAACAUUGAGGCUGUAAACACACACCGUGAUAAGCCUGAGAACGUGGACGUGGAUAGAGAACCAGAAGAAGCGCUAGAGACUGUCCCGGCGCACAUCUAGACCACCACACAAAAAAUGAAAACAAAAAACCCCACCAAGUAGCAGGUUUGAUUCCUCAGACUGUGUGUGGAAGCGAUUACAUUUUAAUCAAAAUCUUAUCAGGUGUGUUGAUGGAGAGGCAUGGCCCAACAGCACAACAGACAUACAUUUGAGAAUUUACUUUUGUAAACAAAUCAUUUUUUUCUGCAUUUGCUGCCCACCCAUCAAAUGAGAUGGAUGGACAGCAUACACAAGUAAGUAAACGUUGUCAUCUGCCUCUAUCUGAAAUUGUGUCAUUCUGCACUUCUGUUAACAUGAUAACAGAAGCAAACAUUUAUAAUGUCAGAUCACUGAUCUGUGCUAACACAGCAGCUCUACUUACCGCUAAAAAGUAGGGCAAUCUAUUUUAACAGCCGAGUUGUGGUUGGUGAAACUUGGUAAAGGUAGAGCUGGGUCCUUGCGAUGAAGCCAGGGCUUCAUCAUUUAUUUCUGCGUAUUUCGUGACUUUUCUGACCCCAUGAGUGCCUAUUAAAAAAUUAAGUGAGUCGAAAUAAUCUAUAAUUGGAGACCUAGGAGUACAUGUUCUCCUCUCUAUGACAGUUUCAAAAGCCGUUAUUGGCCAAUUUAACCGCAGACACUCCAUUGAUUAAAUGGCCAUUAGGAUUUUAUUGUAUUUUGCCCGUAAGGGUUGUAAUUCAUUGUAAUUAGUGCUGUGGAUUCACCAAGUAGAGGAUAUGCUGGUUUUGGAAUCCGCCACUGCAGUUCCGCUUACCUUUUGGCGCAGACAUGAUAUUGCUUUGGAGUUUGUGUGGUUUAAAAAAAGGGACAUUUUUUCUUCCUCUCCUGGCACAACUGGCUGAAACAAAAUUUGAAGGCUGGAUUAUGUAAAGUAGCUAAAAUUGAAAAGACAUAGUUUCCGGGAUAGGAUUUAUGAAACAUGAGGACAUGUCACAAAAUGCACAGAAUUUAAAAUUCGAGUCAUUGAAUCAUAUUCAAUGAUCUACUUUAUGGAUGCUCAGGGAAUAUGUGACUAAUCAAUGGGUUUAUUACUGCAAUAAUAAUUAUUGUCAUUCAUUCAUUCAUUCAUCUUCCGUACCGCUUGAUCCUCACUAGGGUCGCGGGGGGUGCUGGAGCCUAUCCCAGCUGUCUCCGGGCAGUAGGCGGGGGACACCCUGAAUCGGUUGCCAGCCAAUCGCAGGGCACACAUAGACGAACAACCAUCCACGCUCACACUCACACCUAGGGACAAUUUAGAGUGUUCAAUCAGCCUGCCACACAUGUUUUUUUUUUGGAAUGUGGGAGGAAACCGGAGCACCCGGAGAAAACCCACGCAGGCCCGGGGAGAACAUGCAAACUCCACACAGGGAGGCCGGAGCUGGAAUCGAACCUGGUACCUCUGCACUGUGAAGCCGAAGUGCUAACCACUGGACUACCGGGCCGCCCCUUAUUGUCAUUCAGUGUUCGGAUUUUUGUUUCAUCUACGUAGCAGUUUCAUUACUUUAUCGUUAUGUGCACUUUCAACCAACGUGGACUGUUGACGCAAUACUAAGCCAACUAGUCGAGCAGAGUGAUUGACGCGCGGUGUGAAAAAAAUGAGAGAGGAAUCUUGGAGUGGAGUCAUCUCCGUCAAACUGUUCAAAUAUUUUUCACUGUUAGCACAGUUAUUUGAAUCUUAAAUUGGAGUCCACACCCAAACAGUGUGGACAGUUCGCAAUGCUUGCAGCUGGCAU